CUGCCGCAAAGCUUUUCCAAGUAGGGUGUAGGGUUAUUUUUUGAGUUUCUCUUAACUUUUCCUUUCGCAUUCCCUCUCGUCAAAGCCUGGAGGUUGCACAGAGCCUGAAAGUAAAUAGAAAAUGCCAGGUGUGGGUUUUUUAGGUCACCGUAAACGACAUGCUUAGCUGCUUUCAGAACGUAUAAGCCACGGGAUGUCAUCUCGGGUAAACAGGGGAGGCUGAGGACUGGAAAGGUGUUGGUAUGAAUAAAUUGGGGUCACACAGAGGAACUGCACUUAUGCAUUCAAGCAGCUGCUUUUAUCUCCGCACCCUCUUCCCUUUUCCUCAAAGCAUCCAUAUUCUGCUGGUAACAAAGAUCUUUUUAUGUCGCUGGGUUUUCACAUUCUGCCAAGCAGCCUAUUAUAAGAAAGCCCAAAUCUACUAAAUAGUAAAAUGAGGGAUUAUUUCCACUCAUCUGUUGACAGACAUUUCUCCAAAUUGGAUCAAAUGAUUAAAGGUAUUAGAAUGACGUCUUGCAGAUCCAGAUCAAAUCAUUUGAAACCUUGAGACUGUCUCUCCUUUGCUUGGAAGGAACCACCAGAAAUAGUUGUAGGUGCUAAUUGCCCAUUAUUCUUACUAAUGUGAAUUUGUGAAUUUGGACCUUUGAAUACCUACUUGCUUGAACCCAAGCGUGGGGAGCUCAAGAUGGAAGGACCGUGCAGCACUUCGCUUUGGGCUGUGUCGGUCGGAGCCUUUCUAAACGCCUGAAUGGUUCUUUCUCGAAUCGCUUACACGGAGAAGAGGGGUUCAGGCUGCAAAACCUUUCAGCAUCUCACGUAUUGCGACGAUGGCACUGCUGAAAGUCAAAUUCAACCAGAAGAAACGGGUAAAACUAGCCCAGGGACUAUGGCUCAUGAACUGGUUUUCAGUGUUUGCCGGAAUCAUUGUUUUUAGCAUGGGGUUGUUCCUCAAAAUUGAGCUCCGGAAGCGAAGCGAAGUGAUGGACAAUUCUGAAAGCCAUUUUGUGCCCAAUUCUUUGAUAUUGAUGGGUAUAUUAUCCUGCGCCUUCAAUGGUUUUGCUGGCAAAAUUUGUUACGAUUCUCUGGAUCCUGCUAAAUUUGCCAAGUGGAAGCCUUUGCUGAAACCUUACCUGGCACUAUGUUUUUUCUUCAACAUACUCAUCUUCUUUGUCGCUCUGAUUUGCUUUCUCAUGCGGGGCUCCUUGGAGAGCACGCUGGCUCAGGGGCUGAAGAACAGCAUGAAGUUCUACCGGGACACAGACACCCCUGGAAGGUGCUUCAUGAAGAAGACAAUUGACAUGCUCCAAAUUGAGUUUAAAUGCUGUGGGAACAAUGGCUUCAAAGAUUGGUUUGAAAUUCAGUGGAUCAGCAACAGAUACCUGGACUUCAGCUCCAAAGAAGUGAAAGACCGAAUCAAAAGCAACGUGGAUGGAAGGUACCUGGUUGAUGGCGUCCCCUUCAGCUGCUGCAACCCCAGCUCCCCAAGGCCCUGCAUCCAGUACCAGGUCACCAACAACUCGGCUCACUACAGCUACGACUACCAGACGGAGGAGCUCAACCUCUGGAGCCGCGGCUGCCGGGAAGCCCUCUUGCACUACUACAGCAGCAUGAUGAGCUCCAUGGGUGCCGUCGUCCUCCUUGUCUGGCUUUUUGAGAUGUCCGUGAUGGUUGGCUUACGUCUUUUGCACACCUCUCUGGAAAGCAUCACAAAUCCUGAAGACCCUGAGUGUGAAAGUGAAGGGUGGAUUCUAGAGAACAGCCUGAAAGACACUCUGAAGUCUGCACUGGAGAGCUUGAAAAAGAUUGGUAAGUUCAAUCAGGUGGAAGCAGGUGCCGAAGGGGCUGAAGGAGAAGAAGCUGGGAAGACUCCAGCCAUCACAACAGUCAGUUGAGCUUCUAAAUGAUGUGAACUCUGAUCAAAGAGGAAUGAAAAAACUGAGGAUUGUGAAUACCUACUUUUUAAAAGCUAUGUAUCAACCAUCAGAAUACACGUUUCUAUACAUGCUAUUUUUUUUAUUAUUAUUAUACACAUAUGUGGAAGGAUACAGCAUAGUGCACCUUGGGAUAAUGCAUUUAUCCACACAGUGAGUACACCAUAUUCAUAACUCCUGGGGGAAAAUGACCCCACUAGGACUUUCAAUACUCACAUGUUCCCUUACCAGGGACUGCUAGCAUUAAAAAGAAAUCAUUAUAAUUGUUGGCAUCACACUGAUCCAUUCCAUCUUUCUUUGAAAUUAAAAGUGGAAUUUGAAAUGUUAGUAUUUUUUCUCAAGUUGGCUUGUCUUCAUAAUGUAUGUUAACUUAUAAAGACAAAUAUCUUGGUUUUCUGGAGAGUAACAUGUUAAAAGUCAAAGGAAGAAUAAUUUCCAGAACUGUAUAUAACUUAGUGUUUUGACAGACCUCUCAUAUAAUGUGUUUUUUUUGUUGAUGUGCAAUGGUAUUUUCUGCUGUAUUCUUAAGAUGUACUUAAUAGAACAAAACAAAAAGUUAUUCUGAGAACUUAAGUACUAAGUAAAAAUUGUAACUUAAAGAACAGAGCAAGCAUGAAAACAACAUCAAGGUAAGAUCUAUGGGUUUUGUUCUCAGGUUUUUUUUUUCAGUCAGUAUAUCCUGAAUGAAUGCAUUGUAGACUUAUGCUUCACCUUGUACUCAAACAAGCAGAAGUUUAGAAGAUUCCUCUUGUAGUGGGUGGAAUCAAUGCUAUGAGCACGUGCCAGCCAUGGCUAUUCUGGAUGUUUAUAAAUACAUAAUCUCAUAGCUUUCUCCAUGGUAUUCAAGCCCAACUACUUUCAAAUUUAAAAUUUAAAAAAAAAAAAAAGAAAAAGAAAAAAAGAAAAAAAAAAGAGGAUACUUAGAACAAACACUUUAAAUAUUUUCCAGUGUCCUAGCAAAUGGAUACCAUUCAUUGGUAAGUACAUCAAGCCUCAAACUUUGAGGAUGGGGAAAUGUAAGUUUAAAUCUGUCCCCAGCUUGCAAACUUUGCAACACUUCUUUUUCUUCAUCAGUGACCAAGUUCCCUUCAUUGUAUCGUACAAGUCAAAAGGAAGGUACACUUUGCAUGUGCUGCCUGUCUGCAAACACUGGUCAUAGUUGGAGGACCCUAUUUUAAUACAUAAAGUUGCAAUAAAAGAUGGGAAGCUUGCUGUGGUGUGCAUCCUCUGGUAAAGGAACAGAGCAUCAUCUUCAGUCUCCCUACAGCUGCCAGAUAAGUUCAGCUAAAGGGAAAGAAACCAGAGAGAGCAAACCCUAACCUACCUGUUCCACACACCACCCCCACAUCUCCAUCCCUCAGGUAAGAGACAGAUUCCACACUUAGAUUUUGCUCAGCUGUGCAAAACUUCUACUCUUCUGUGGUGCACCUGGGGGAGUUUUGUCAGCAGGUCCAGUCCAGCUGGCUGGUGGCCAGGCUUCAAACCGAGCCAUGUUUGUGGCUGCCUAAUCGUUGCACAGCUCCUUAGUUUUCAUUCUCAAUCAUUUGUGCUCUCACUCCAGCAGCACUGCAGAACCACAGAUCCUCUGGCUUUUGUUCAGAGUGAUAAGCAACUCCUCCUAGAUGGGCAGACCAGUCCACAAGAAGACAGGUAGGAAUGUGUCUGUGGAUCAAGCCAGGGUCUGCAUCCAAUGGCCAAGCUGCUUCAUGCCACCUGCACACAAGGCUUGAUUUUGACAGGUAUUUAUGGCACCCCUUCAUUUUUUGAAAGCUGAUGACAGCUAUUACUUUUAGUUACACUAAAAAAGAAAAAAAGCAAAGUCAACUUUGAAGUACACAUAAGAGCAACCAGAAAGAGGGGACCAAGCUAAAAGCCAACUUCCUAUUCACCACAGCCUAUCGUCGAUUGCUUUGCUGAGGGAAACUGCACAGCAGAAUUGGGUAGAACAGAGCAGAUGCUUUCUUUUCAGUAAGAAAUCCAUACAACCAGCUGCUCGUCUUAGCUGGCCCAUGAGAGAAGAACGGGGUUUCAAACGGUGUGCAACGUAGCACCAUUUAUCUGAGAAGAGCUUUUUGGAGGAAACACGUUAUGAAUAGGGGCUGCAUUACAAGGAUUACAGUUUUUCCUUGUGAGGCUUCAGUGUGCUGUGAUCCACACAGAUUAUUUGGCCAGACAUCAGGUUUUUCAAAGAGAUCUCUAUCUAUUGCUGUCUUAGAAAUUUGGUUUAGGCUGUUACUUUAAACAAGACUCUCCAGUUGUUAGUGGUCUCUAUUCUAUUCAGUUUGUUGCUAGGGAGACAAAAUGUCAAACUAUUACUUCAACACCACCUUGGAGAAGCCAGUUCCAAGAGCAAUGCUACCACUGCUUAAGCUGGGUAGAGAGACCAUCUCUAGAGAGGGGGGUUUAUGAAGAAUAAUACUGGAAUUGGAGUUUCACGCAAGUAAGAACCAAUAGUAUGUAUGCUCAUGCUGUCUAAAAUAAAGCCUCCUGUUUAAUGAAGACCUUUGUAACAUCUCAUGAUUAUUACAGAAUUGUAAUAUGGUUGUUUUGUAAAAUAUUACAUGUAAUAUAUAAUUGAUUCAAUCUUUAAUAUAUUUUCUUGUGACAUGGCAAAUGCUGUUCUAGACGAAGAUAUCUCUGCAGCAUGCAAAUGUAAGUUUAGGUAUUAAAGUUCUAUUGCAAGUAAAAAACCUCUUUUAAGAAAAUGUUUAAAAAUACAUACAAUUUAAUACAGAUUUGUUUAAUUUGCAUUACUGCUGACUUUUUGCUUCCACAGUCAUUUUGUGACCCAUUUUAUGCGUUCUUAUAGGGAAGUUUUCACCUUUAUAAAACAACUCCUCAGAGAAAGCAAAAAUUCCUUGUGUCAUGUGCCAAGCCAAGCUCAGGAUAUACAGAUUGCUAGUUUGCUUUCCUCUUACUAGAAGCAGAAUUUGCCAGACCAAGUUUAGCGUCCCCUUUUUCAGUGUGCUAGAAUUAUAUAAUCUUCACAGGCCUUAACUUGUAGAAGUGUUCAACAUCUUCAGGAUCUUUGACAAUAAUCUCAGCUGGGUUUAUAAACCCUUUUUUCCCUCAAUCCUAACUCACAGAAAACAUUCUGAAGAAAGCCCUGCUACAGUUUUAAAUGUGCACCUGAAGCUGAAGUAGUCAGAUGUGCCUGAAGCAACCCAAGAACCUCCUGGGCAGUGCCCUGAUUCUCAAAUAAACUUCAGAAGGAUGUGUGCUUAAUUUGUACAAAUUGGGACAUGUCUUUUUAGGGGCUUCCAUAUGGAUUACUAGCUUAAAUCUCAGUACCCAGAUCUGAGACCCAGCCCAAGGCCUUGAAGUGCUAAUUGUCGAGAAAUAUCCUUUAUUUAAAAUACAUGCCUGCACAGGAAAAGCAUUUGUUUGAACUGACACAGAACAUUCAUUAAACGCUUUAAAGGAGAAAAUAUAAACAGCUUCCUUAAAGCUAUUAAUUCCUAAGUAGCCUUAAUACAACUGAUGAGAUUAGCCUCCAUACAUUACAUGAGCUCGGACAUUUUGUAAUACUGGCCACAGGCAAGCACGCGGCUUAGCGAGGAGCAUGGGGCUGCUGCACUGGGCUCCAGGUAUCCCUCACCAGCGGGCAGGGAGGGCUGAUACAAAGAAAAGGAGAUUCCAGCAAAACCAUUUCUUUUCACCUAGCGUGUAUGUUCAGGUUAAAAAAAAAAAGUAUUGGUCGUCCCAUGGUCGACGUAAAAUGGGGACGGAUCACAAAUGCUUAUUCGAGAAAAAAAAAAAGUAAAGAGCAUUAUUAGAGAUUAGUUAAUUAAGAGAUAAGGACAGAAAAAUAGAAUGGUGUCAUGUGGCAACAGCCCCCUGCAGGAGACGAAGGCUUAGGCAAAUGCAUUUAUUUAUGGGAACAGGAAUGCAUCUAUCUCUAUGAAAUCUGAAGCAGUGCACACGUUAAACUUCUCUGUUUGUGUGAUGAUAUCAAAUCUGUGCUGCUGGGUGACUGACUCAAACACGACAGCUCUUCCCCGGCCAUUUUGCAGCCCUGGGCCGCAUGCGGUGUUAGAGCAUGGGGCCUGGCAGUCCCUGCGGAGCCACUGGCACCACGCAGUGCAGAAUGAGCCCCACCUCACCAACACGUUCCUACCACGAGUCACCAGCUAAGCUCGUUACAAGGUUCAUUUCCAAACCCCGGUGCACUCUUUGUUCUCAGAGCCAUUUUUUCCACAGCAAAGGCAAGCUUGAGGAUCAAAGGUCCCAGGAAUACUCAACAAAUCAGGGAUCAAACAGCAGGUCUGCAGGCCAGCAUCUGGUUAAACUCACACCUCCUCACCAUGCAGACCUCAGUGUGUCUGACAUGGCGCUCGCAGGGCACAGCACCGAGGUUUCAGAGACCAGGGCAGGCCUGUGAGGCACAGCACCAGGAAGCGCUGCUUCCCAGCAGCAAGCUAGGCCAGGCUGCCCUGUUAGGAUGGAAAUAAAGCUUUCCUCUCGUUGAAGGACUUCAAAUCUUUCUGAAAUUGCUUUGAAAAGUGCAAUGACAGAGAACCCAAGGGCUUUGAACGGCCCUCCCUCCCAGUGCAGCUCAGCUGGCGAGAAUGUGAACUGCCUCAUGGGCAUAACACUGCUGUGUGCAGCCAGGACAGCUCAUUCGACUGCUGCUCUGUCCCUAGCAACCAGCUCUAAAAUGCAAAGCUUCCUUGCUAUGAAUUGCUUUCAGCCUUCCCAGGUCAAGAGGUUUCCUAAGAGAGGAGCACAGCUCUGCCUCAGGCAAAUGCUUUUGCAAAUGAGCAUGAGUUUUCCCAUUGACACCCAUGCUCUGUCUGGCACAAAUAACCAAACUGAAGAUGAUAAAAAACCACAGGUGCAAAGCACAAACAAGUUCACGUGUAUGAACCUGUCAUUAAUUGCAAAACUUCAGAGCAGAAAUGAAAUUAAUUCUGUAACUUUGCUGUAGGCAUAUUCUACAUGAAUUGUGACAGCAUUUUUUGUUUUAACCACCAAAUCUAAAAUUAACAACUAUCUAAAAUUUAAUUUAAGUACUUCAGAUUAUUCUUGUGAUUGAUUAUGUGACGUUAAAAUGGAUUAAAUGCAUUUCAGGAAGCAUUUUGCAAGUGUGCCUAGAUCUCAAGUAAAAGUUGCUGCCAUUCCCUACUGUAACAAGGCCCCGGCCACAUGGGAGGGGCUGGCUCUGUCCCCUCCUUCCCAGCCAUCUCCAGCUCUGGGCCAGCUGCACUGCCCUGCUCAAGCAGUUAACGGCUGUGCCACUUGUGAGGGCCUACAGGUGCGUGCUGGGGAUGUGGGCAGGAAACAAACCUCCCUCCCUCCUUCCACCGCUGCUACAGCCUCCGGAGCCCUGAGCACAUCCACUGCUAUGGAGCAACCACGUUCUUGGUUUUGCUGCCUCAGGUGAACGGGACACUUUCCGCAUAACCACUGUCCCACAUCUGCCCAACCAGUUGAAACGCUGACCACGCUGAAACGUUUGCUCUCAGAUAUAUCUCCCACACGUAAAGAGCAGUGACCCCCUCCCCUUCCAUCCGGAUGCAGUGUGCUGCUGCUUGCUUCCAGCUCCAAAUUCCUUGGUUUGAGCUCCACCCUGUUCCAGCUGGUAGUGAAGGUGGAGGGGAGCUUGAAGUUCACACUACAGACCAGUACACAGAAAUGAAAUCCGACACAAAGCACUUGUUUUUGGAGCUCAAGCAGGGGUCUGAGCUUUCAGCUCUCAUUACAUUUUAUGAGCACACUUUACUCCUCCACGCAGGCCUCUAACCAGAGGGCACCAGCGAAUUACAUCAGCUAACCUACUGCUGGUCUCGCCUUCGUUAUUUUUAAAUAACCUUUUCUCUGAUUUAUUAAUGUCCUUUAGCAUCCCUCAUGUUCGGAGUACUGCAAGUACAGAAAUAUGCUCCAUAUAUUAUUCCUUAGCAAAAUAAACUUCUUAUUUUGUAAAAUCAGUGAAGCAUCCCACAGAGGGCUGCGCAGAUGCCACCACCAGCCCGAGCUCAGCCAUCCCACCCUGCCUACCGCUCACCACACAAACGGUUUUCACCCAAGCAUCCUAUGCAGAGGGCAAGCUGGAAAACUUGCCACGCCCAGGCUCAUGCUAUCUGGCAAGAAACCGUGGGAAGGUACAUUCACAACUGAUGAAAAUAACAUUUAAUCACUGCUGUCAUGGAGACGAAGAUCAGAACUUGCUAUUUCUCAGCUCCUACACCUGGUGCACUGCAGAAACUCUCCCUCUUUUUCUCCUCCAAGAGAGGAGAUUUCACAAACCUCUCCCCUGAGACACAAGGAUUUGGGCAUCUAAUGUUUCCAGGCCAGGAGGGAGGAAGGGUGGCAAAAGAGCAGAAAAACAGAGCAUGAAUGUGUACAGCAGCUUUAAUACUUGGCAAAGAGAUUUGUAGAAUAAAUGUUAAAAUCUCUAUGAGUUAGCUUAGAAUAGAGAUGUACUUGCACAAAAUUGCAGGAGAAAUAGACAAGCAAGAGUUAAGAGAAUAGCCUGUAUUGAUAAACAGGGUGGUGACUAACUGCAAUGAAACAGCAGAUACUGAUGCCUUGCUUAGAUCUAGUCCAGGAAGCCCAAGCUCCAAAAAGGCCACGGUACAGCUCUAUGAAACUGAUCUUUGGUCACAAGAGGAAGAAAGACAAGGUUUUAGCACGCUGUGUGUGCUAUGCCUCUUCCUGUGUCACACUCUAGCCCUAAGAAACUCCAAAAUAAUUUCAUCUGUUUUGAGAUGAGUCUCCCCUUUGGUAUUUUAAUCCACCAAAAAGAAAAAUAGUUUUGUGCUGAAGAUACUUGCAUAGUAGACAGAGCACCCAGCUUCUAAACAAGCACCAAGAAAGAUGGCACACAGUAAAAUGCACUGAAGAGAGGUAUCAGCCUGGAGCUUAAGAGCCAGCAUGGCUUCACACCAGCAGCACAAGCUCAGAACUGAAUGCCUGCACACCCAGGCCACUGACAUCCGCUGUCCUAAAUACAUAGAGCAUAGCAACACCGGAUCCUUUAGUACGGGUCAUUCCCAAUGCUAGAGUGGAAAAUAAGGCCCAAAUCUGACUUGUGCAGGCAACAGUAUGAAGAUUGGUUUGAUGAACAUAGAUGGAAGCUAUGGGGACCUGGGGGAGAGCUGAAGCUGGAAAUAGGCUGAGCAUCCAUAAGCAGCACCACAUCUCAGCCAGCCAACCCCCUUAGCAUCACAGAUGAAGCAGCUGGAGCUGUGGGGAGCACUGGCUCUCGGCACAGUCAGAAGGCAGCAGGUGUUAUCCUGGUCAGGUACUUCCACCAAGAAAGAGCGAGCCUCCAACAGCACAUUAGGGAGAGCACGGAGCCUUAUCAUUAAGUAUGAACAGAGUAAAACAACAUCACUGAAGUGAACCUAAACUCUCACCCCCAUAUAAAAUAUAACUUACAAUCCUUUGGUAGAGGUCAAGAAAGGUUUAGCUGACUGAAGCAUAUGACACUAAUAAUAUAAUCAUCUUAUAUUUUUAGCCCGAGAAUCGCAGCUGUUGCACAUCCAGUUAUUUGUUAGCUUGUGAUUAACAAGGUGACACGCUUGAAGGAACAAGCUCAGCAAAAUUCUAACAGCAGUUUAAACAUUUUUUUAUAUAAUGUCAAUGCCAAAAACAUCUGAUGCUUUCAGCUUUCUUUUGUUCUCUGUUGCGAUGGUUUCUGGUUUGGGGAUUUUGUGCAUUUUUUUCUUGUUGGGUUUUUUACUUGGGGUUGGUUUUGGUUUUUUCCCCCUCAAACACACAUGACAUUCCAGAUUGUUUGUGUAAUCUGCAAGUAUUAAAGUUACACCUAAUUUAUUACAGAAAUUAUUCCCCUGAUACCAAAACAACAUUAUACAAAAGUAUUUUUACAAUUAACAAAUACAUGCAAACAAAUAGGAGAGCAGAAGUCUCAGGUGAAGAACAACUAAACUUAAUUUAAAAAAAAAAAAAGGAUAACUGGAGU
Numida meleagris (helmeted guineafowl) is the source of this 9855-nucleotide messenger RNA. It is a transcript of the gene PRPH2, whose product is annotated as peripherin 2. NCBI's taxonomy places the organism in Eukaryota, Metazoa, Chordata, Aves, Galliformes, Numididae. The record is from RefSeq and is a predicted model, not a curated record. Gene Ontology annotation, biological process: visual perception. The transcript has 3 exons. The coding region runs from base 828 to 1892 and encodes 354 amino acids. Gene Ontology annotation, cellular component: membrane.